Cynara cardunculus var. scolymus (artichoke) is the source of this 1142-nucleotide messenger RNA. RefSeq lists its product as uncharacterized. The transcript is spliced from 7 exons. Bases 64 to 864 code for a protein of 266 amino acids. NCBI's taxonomy places the organism in Eukaryota, Viridiplantae, Streptophyta, Magnoliopsida, Asterales, Asteraceae. The record is from RefSeq and is a predicted model, not a curated record.
CUUUCUUCUUCUUCUUCUUCUUCUUCUUCUUCUUCAUUUUUCUAUGUGCAUGUAGUUGCAGACAUGAACAGGGCAACGAAGAUAGCCCUAGAUAACUUAAACAACUCCCCCUUUCACCUCAGAACCGCUCUCUUUCAUUCAACUCCUGUCCUCGAUCGUCGACGACGCACUCACUGGGAGUCUGCUGGAAGUUUCUACAGGAGUUCCUCAAGGAGACCCAAUUUCAAUUCAAGAAGACAAAGAAAGUUUUAUGCUAAACAAGAGUUGCUGAGGAAUGCUAAUGCCUUCACAGAAAACCUUUUCCAGGGGUGGCGUGAUUUUGAUGAAUUCGACCCAUCUUCAAGUCAUGGAAGCUCCUCGUUUAAAGGUUUCAAUAUGUCUGGGGGUUUCAAUGGGAACAGAGCUAGCAAGGGGCCUCGGGCUACAGGCCGCAGAAAAGGAUACCAGUUCCAUGAAGAUGUUGAAGAAGUAGAAACGAUUUUCCGCUCUGCAUUUGGUGGAAAUGGGUUCUACUUUUGGUCCUUCAUAAAUGAUGAACCACCGAGGAGCUCAUCAGGCUUCCAUAGUAAUCAUCGGACCUCACGGAGUUGGAGACACCGGUUGGAAGAUGAAGAUGAAGAUGAAGAUGAAUUCUCAUCUGAGUCAGACAGAGUCGAAACUAAUUUAACAAAAGAUAGGAUGACCCUUGGUUUAAGUGGUUCUGGCCCUUUAAGCCUUGACGAUGUUAAAAAUGCAUACCGAGUAUGCGCGCUUAAAUGGCAUCCAGAUCGUCAUGAGGGUUCUUCCAAGGCUAUUGCUGAGGAGAAAUUCAAGGUCUGCAGCGCUGCAUAUCAAUCUUUGUGCGAUAAGCUGGCUCUGAAUUAAGAAAAACAUGCUGUAUGAUUGAUUUAAUGUUAUUAUGUUUGGUUUUUGGAUCAUCGCUAAAUAUGAGAGUCGCAUAACGUAACAUGAGGUUCAGCAGCGGAUGAUGGUCGUGUCGGUUUUAAGGUCAAAAUGUGGUAGCAAGCAGCAUUGAAAGGUGGUAGAUGCAUUAGAUUUUGUUAUUGUAAGUUAUUAUUAAGUUGUUUCUGAACCAUUAAAUGACAUGAUCUCUUUGCCACAAUUAAGACUGGUACAUGCAAUAAAAAGGAUACUAUUUAUUC